AUUGGGGAGCGGGGGCUUAAUCUGUCAGGGGGACAGAAGCAGAGGAUCAGCCUGGCCAGAGCAGUCUACUCCAACAAGGACAUCUUCCUCCUUGACGAUCCUUUAUCUGCUGUUGACGCUCAUGUGGGGAAACAUAUUUUUGAAGAAUGCAUAAAGAAGGAACUCCAAGGAAAAUCUGUCAUACUGGUUACACACCAGCUCCAGUAUUUGGAGUUCUGUGAUGACAUCCUGGUUCUGGAUGACGGGGAGAUCAGGGAGGCCGGAAACCACCAAACCUUGAUGAACGCCAGCGGACGCUAUGCUCAGCUCAUCACCAAUUACCAGAUGGAACAGUCCAAAACUCAGAAUGAGGAGGGAGAGGAAGAGGAGGAUUUAUCAUCCCAAGAUGCCCCUGAGUUGAAAGAGGUUGAGCUCAGAUAUCGUGCAGACAGUGGGAUGGCAAACCCUGCAUUUGACAUGUCAGAUGAAAAGGAUCAUGAAACAACAGCUGAGCAAAAGCCUCCUGUCAAGUCUGAUGACCAGCUGGUCCAUCAAGAGUCCUCCACAGAGGGUGCUGUCUCCUUAAGAACCUACCACCGGUACUGUCAAGCAGCUGGAGGCUACAUUCUCGUCUUUCUCACUGUCCUGAACAUUGUCCUGAUGAUUGGAUCCACAGCCUUCAGCAACUGGUGGCUCAGCUUCUGGCUUGGAAAGGGUAAUGGGUCAUCGACUAACCCAGGUUCAGAUCCAGGUGACAUCUCAAAAAAUCCAGACCUGCACUAUUACCAAACGAUUUAUGGUGUGAUGAUGCUCAUCAUGGUGGUACUUGCCCUCAUCAAAUGCUUCUUUUAUACUUACGUCACCUUGAGGGCCUCCUGCAAACUCCACAACACAAUGUUCAAGAAGAUUUUUGGCAGUCCAAUGAGUUUCUUUGACACAACUCCAACAGGCCGAAUUCUAAACCGUUUCUCUAAAGAUCAAGAGGAGGUGGACACUGUGCUUCCUCUUGUCAUGGAUUCUUUCCUGCAGUAUUGUCUUCUCGUCACAUUCACAAUUAUCAUCAUCGCAUCCGUUUUUCCAUACAUGCUUGUGGCUGUAGUCAUCAUGGGAGCUUUGUUUACCCUCAUUCUGUUCCUAUUCCAAAGGGGUAUUCGUCUUAUGAAGAAGAUGGAAAAUAUCAGCCGUUCUCCCUGUAUCUCACUAACGACUUCUACACUGCAGGGCCUCAGCACCAUCCAUGCUUACAACACAAGAAACAGUCACAUAGAAAUGUUCAAGUCCCUGAAUGACAUCAACUCCAAUCACUUUUUAUUGUUUCAUUCUGGCACCCGGUGGCUUUCUUUCUGGCUGGACUUCAUGGCUGCUAUUAUGACCUUGUUGGUGUCUCUGUUUGUAGUGCUUAGCAGUAAUGACUUUAUCGCUCCAUCCUUGAAAGGCCUGGCCAUAACCUAUACCAUACAGUUGACAGGCAUGCUUCAAUAUGUAGUAAGACUGUCAACGGAAGUGGAAGCAAGGUUCAACUCAGUGGAGCGACUGCAGGAAUACAUCAUGGAUUGUAAAUCUGAGGCCCCCAGGCAUGUUAAAGAGGCUCAGAUCCCACAGGACUGGCCUAGCAAUGGGGGCGUCUCCUUCAAAGACUAUAAGAUGAGGUACAGAGAGAAUACACCAAUCAUCCUAAACGGCCUUGAUUUCCACAUUCAACCUGGAGAGAAGCUGGGGAUCGUGGGAAGGACUGGCUCUGGGAAAUCCUCUUUAGGAGUAGCUCUAUUCAGACUAGUAGAGCCUGCAGCAGGAACCAUAAAGAUAGACGGAGUUGAUAUUAUGUCCAUUGGCCUGCAGGAUUUGCGCAGCAAGUUGUCCAUCAUCCCUCAGGACCCUGUGCUGUUCAUCGGUACAGUAAGGUACAACCUAGACCCGUUUAAUAACUACACUGAUGAGGAGAUUUGGGCAGCACUGGAGAAGACCUAUAUAAAGGACUCAAUCUCCAAGCUGGAAGAAAGGCUACAGGCACCAGUGUUGGAAAAUGGAGAGAACUUCUCUGUUGGUGAGAGACAACUGAUGUGUAUGGCUAGGGCUCUACUCCGUAACUCCAAGAUUAUUCUUUUAGACGAAGCCACAGCAUCCAUCGAUUCAGAAACAGAUGCUCUCAUUCAAAACACCAUCAAAGAGGCCUUUAAAGACUGCACCAUGCUCACCAUAGCGCAUCGCAUCAACACUGUUAUGCAUGCAGAUCGUAUUCUGGUCAUGGACAAUGGACAGGUGGCAGAAUUAGACCAUCCAGAUGUGCUGAAGCAACGGCCAGACUCUCUGUUCUCAUCACUCCUGACAGCUGCUAAUACAGUAAACUCCUGAACAGAAGGACAACCAAAAAACUGCUGCAUAGUAGUCACUGGGCAUGUUCAUAACAGUUAUCCAUAUACACAGCCAUAUCGAAGUCUUUACUGUGAUACUACACUCUUUUCUGGUGUGCUUGUAUGAGAUGUAACUGAGCAGCAGAGAUGGAAACUGAUAACAGUGCAGGAAAGACAACAUAACUAUUUACAAAGUUCAAAAACUAUGCAUUUAUCUCUCCUGUCUGCUGAUACAAAACAAUGAGCACUGUACUUUACUGGGUUUCUCUUCAUAUUUCGAAUGAGAUGACUUCUUAUGCACGUUAUAGUUUAAUUAUGUUAUGUAUUUGCCAAGUCUUUCUUUGCUGCUAUUAAAUGUAAUUUAAAUCCUGUUUUUUUUAUUUCAUUGUUUUUUU
Molecule: messenger RNA, 2725 nt
Organism: Haplochromis burtoni (Burton's mouthbrooder)
Lineage: Eukaryota; Metazoa; Chordata; Actinopteri; Cichliformes; Cichlidae
Product: ATP-binding cassette sub-family C member 12
Biological process (GO): transmembrane transport
Cellular component (GO): membrane
Molecular function (GO): ABC-type transporter activity; ATP hydrolysis activity; ATP binding
Source: RefSeq, a predicted model, not a curated record